CGCGCCGGAGCAGCGGCUCGAGCACCAGCACCAGCAGGCGCGGGUCCGCGCCGGAGCAGCGGCUCGAGCGCGAGCACCAGCAGCCGCGGGUCCGCGCCGGAGCAGCGGCUCGAGCGCGAGUACCAGCAGCCGCGGGUCCGCGCCGGAGCAGCGGCUCGAGCGCGAGCAUCAGCAGCCGCGGGUCCGCGCCGGAGCAGCGGCUCGAGCGCGAGCAUCAGCAGCCGCGGGUCCGCGCCGGAGCAGCGGCUCGAGCGCGAGCAUCAGCAGCCGCGGGUCCGCGCCGGAGUAGCGGCUCGAACGCGAGCAUCAGCAGCCACGGGUCCGCGCCGGAAUCGCGGUGGCGGAGCGAGCGAGAGCAGCCCCGGUCCGCGCGGGAGCCGCGGCGCGGACGGCAACCCUCCUGAAUUCAUGAGGUAAAGUCGGACUGGCUUUGCCGGGAAAUUCAUCUUCGUGAAAUAAAAUGAUCACAAAAGACCGCAAGAGAACCGGUGAAGAGCGCAUAUUCUCACGUGAUGGCCACCCGGGCAUACAAUAAGGUUUUUGUGUUUUACACUUAUGGUUGGCUGUGAGAAAGAAGACUGUGGGAUGCCAAAAUGAUUUUACAAUGCAAAAUAAGAUGGUACAAACGCUGCAUCUGUAAGAGUUGCAAUGAAAGCCUUGCUGAAAUGACAAAAAGAAUACAUGGAAGCUGAAAACGGUGCCUAGCUGAACAGUUAAAUUAUCAAAUAUGCGUAUCAGCAUGAGAAGGAUUGUUCUGCUCAUCUGCUGUGCUAUUGCUACAAUAAUGGUCUUUCAUAUGGGCCAGCACAUGUGGGAAUGCCAGCAAAUACUAAAUGAGAAUGGAGGAUGGUUUCAUGGCAGACGAACACAUAGCAUGAUGAAACCUGAAAAGGAUGAAUUUGUCAUGUAUAAUUCAAACCACAUUGAAUACCGCUACAGUAAAAACAUGCCCCUAAUCUUCAUAGGUGGAGUGCCACGAAGUGGAACAACAUUAAUGCGAGCCAUGAUGGAUGCACAUCCAGACAUCCGCUGUGGUGAAGAAACACGGAUCAUCCCACGUGUGCUGGCCAUGCGUCAGGUGUGGUCUAAAUCAGAACGUGAAAAGAUGCGCUUGAAUGAAGCAGGAGUGACGGACCAGGUCCUGGACUCGGCAUUGCAAGCAUUUAUAUUAGAAGUAAUUGCAAAACAUGGUGAACCUGCAAAAUACUUAUGCAAUAAAGAUCCCUUCACCUUAAAGUCUUUAAAUUAUCUGUCCAGACUGUUCUCGAAAUCUAAAUUUAUACUGAUGAUCCGAGAUGGACGAGCAUCUGUGCACUCAAUGAUUACAAGGAAAGUGACGAUUGCUGGAUUUGACCUCAGUAGCUACAGAGAUUGUAUAAUCAAAUGGAACAAGGCUAUUGAAAUUAUGUAUGGCCAGUGUGUGGAGGUGGGGCCCUCCCGGUGUCUCUCAGUUUAUUAUGAACAGUUGGUAUUGCAUCCUAAAAAGACUAUGGAGAAGAUCAUGACAUUUUUGGAUAUUCCAUGGAGUGAUGCUGUUCUGCAUCAUGAAGAAUUAAUAGGAAAAGCAGGAGGUGUCUCACUUUCAAAAAUAGAGAGAUCCACCGACCAAGUUAUCAAGCCAGUUAAUCUUGAGGCUUUGGCCAAGUGGGUGGGACACAUUCCUGAUGGUGUGGUUGAGGAUAUGGCAAGGAUAGCACCAAUGUUGGCCAAACUAGGCUAUGAUCCCAAUGCCAAUCCACCAAAUUAUGGAAAUCCUGAUGCACUAGUAAUUAAUAACACCAAAAGGAUUUUGCAGGGUGACUUUAAAACACCUGCCAAUUUGAAAGGACCUUCUCUGGUAAAAAAUGCUUCAAUGACUGGAUCUCAGUAACAAUGCAGUAAAGACAGGGACACCAGAUUAACUCACAGACAAAACAGAAAAUGAAGAAACAACUGAAAACAACUUAGAUUGAAAGCAACAAAAUCUGCUGAUACAACCUUGCAUUCAUGCUGUGGUGUGUUUGAUGGAUAACAUAAAUCUGUGACAAUCGUAUUUGAAUCUUGACAUUUUGUGAAGGAAGUUACUUUAAUGAUACUUUCUUCCCCAAAGCUAACCAUACUUAAUGUUUCCAAGGCGAAGUCAUUAGUGCAAUGAUUUUCUGUGCAUUUUCAGAUUGUAAGUAAUGUUAUAUCACAAGUCUCCUGUGUGAUUGUUUUGUUUUUAAUUUGGUCAUGUUCUGUCCAGUGUGCAUUUAUUGAUUAUAAUGCCUUGAGCAGUACUUUAAGCUGCUGUGUCAUUUCCAAUCGCCACUAUGACAAUCAAGAAUGUAUAAUCCUUAAGGCUUUUUCCUACUAAGUAUGUUUAAUAUUGGAUACCAGAGGCUGUAUUUGAUGAAAUAUUGCUGUUCUAUCACAUUAAAACCUACAGCUUACCUAGAGGAUAUUCACUGUGUCAAAAAUAUUCAAGCAAAAGGUUAAAAAAAAUAACAACUUACAUUUAACAAGCAUACGCUAACUUCAGUUUGUCUUAAGCUCGAACAAAGUCUUUUUUUAAAUUCUUUUUAGAACCAUAGAACAGUACAGCACAAUACAGGCCCUUCGGCCCUCCAUGUUGUGCUGACCUUUAAACCUCGCCUAAGACUAUCUAACCCCUUCCUCCCACAUAUCCCCCUAUUUUAAAUUCCUCCAUACGCUUAUCUAACAAUCUCUUGAAUUUGACCAACGUACCUGCCUCCACCACCACCCCAGGCAGCGCAUUCCAUGCCCCAACCACUCUCUGGGUAAAAAAACCUCCCUCUGAUUUCUCCCUUGAACUUCCCACCCAUUACUUUAAAGCCAUGCCCUCUUGUAUUGAGCAUUGGUGUCCUGGGAAAGAGGCGCUGGCUGUCUACUAUCUAUUCCUCUUAAUAUUUUGUAUACCUCUAUCAUGUCUCCCCUCAUCCUCCUUCUCUCCAAUGAGUAAAGCCCUAUCUCCCUUAGUCUUUCUUCAUAAUCCAUACUCUCCAAACCAGGCAGCAUCCUGGUAAAUCUCCUCUGCACCCUUUCCAACGCUUCCACAUCCUUCCUAUAAUGAGGUGACCAGAAUUGGACACAGUACUCUAAAUGUGAUCUAACCAAAGUUUUGUAGAGCUGCAUCAUUACCUCGCGGCUCUUAAACUCGAUCCCAUGACUUAUGAAAGCUAACAUCCCAUAAGCUUUCUUAACUACCCUAUCCACCUGUGAAGCAACUUUCAGUGAUCUGUGGAUAUGAACCCCCAGAUCCCUCUGUUCCUCCACACUACCCAGUAUCCUGCCAUUAACCUUGUACUCUGCCUUGGAGUUUGUCCUUCCAAAGUGUACCACCUCACACUUCUCUGGAUUGAACUCCAUCUGCCACUUCUCAGCCCAGCUCUGCAUCCUAUUAAUAUCCUUCUGCAAUCUUCUACAGUCCUCCACACUAUCCACAACACCACCAACCUUUGUGUCAUCUGCAAACUUGCUAACCCACCCUUCUACCCCUUCAUCCAAGACAUUAAUAAAUAUCACGAAAAGUAGAGGUCCCAGAACCAAUCCUUAUGGGACACCGCUAGUCACAGCCCUCCAAUCCGAAUGCACUCCCUCCACCACAACCCUCUGUUUUCAACAGGCAAACCAAUUUUGAAUCCACACGGCCAAGCUUCCCUGGAUCCCAUGCCCUCUGACCUUCUGAAAAAGCCUACCAUGUGGAACCUUGUCAAACGCCUUAGUAAAAUCCAUGCAGACCACAUCCACUGCACUACCCUCAUCAAUCUGCCUGGUCACCUCCUCAAAGAAUCCUAUCAGGCUUGUGAGACAGUGUUCUAAGUGGCUUCUGUAUAGAUUCUUCUCCCUUUUUGUGAUUUCUUCUUUUUGAGUAAGUUAUCUGGUGGAUAAUGCUGCCCCACCUGAAAUUCCUAACAAUUUUGCGAAGAGCUCCCAAAUUAUAAAUCUCAGUAAGAAUCUGAGCUGAAUUGGACUCAUCUGCAUUCAUUGAAAUUCAGGUUAUGACAGCAAAUAUUUUUUUUUACCUCGAGCUUUUAAGCAAUAGAGUUGAUGGAGGCCAGUUUCCUUAAUAUUAUAUAUGUUUUCAAUGAAGAAACAAUGUAGAGUAGGAGUAGGCAUUCAGUCCUUUGACCCUGUAUCGUUAAGUAGUCCAGGUGUGAUCUCAUCAAGACCCUGUAUAAUUUUAAAAGUGCCAUGUGACAGAGGAUAUAACAGAUUUUGAUACAAUAUUCUCAGAAAUAAUUUUGUACUAAACUUCAAAGUCACUUAUGCCAUAUAACUUGGACUCUAAAAGCAAACAGGUCAAGAUUAAAAGUAAUCCUGCAAAGGCGAUUUCUUCAAUAUUCAAUAGUUCUAAUUUCCUUAAUUUUCCUCAUCGGACGUUCAGUUUGCAAAAUAGAUUAACUUUCUGGGAUUAUGUUACACAUAAAUUGACUGUCAAAUUUGUCCCAAGGACAGAAUCUGCAUUUUAAGCUAAUUAAACAUGUAUAAAGCAUUUUCCAGUGCAUCUGAGAAAUACAAACUGUUAAACUCACAUGUUUUUAUAUAUCAAAAGAAAAUGACUCAUCCUGAUCCAUAUAUCGAUAAGCUUUCUGUUCUGAUAUCAGCAUUAUAAAUUAAUUCUGCAUUUUACUUCAGUGCUUUAUUCUUUUUUUAUACAGGAUGGAGACCCUAAACUGUACUGCAUACGUGAAUGGAGCUUGACCAGGUUCCAAGCAUAGCUUGACAGCUGCAAAAUUCUGUACUCCUACCAAUAAAUCCUAGUGCUUUUUGGUAUUUUCAGUUCCUUUGCUGGCCUUAUGCUAUUUUUAAUGGCAUUUUACCUUUGAUUUUGCAUCUGUUUGGUCAUCUACAACUAUUCCCCCCCCCACACCCACCCAAACCCCAUUCUUCUUCUAUUUUAUGAGGUUAGAGCAAUGUUUCUAUUUUUCCCAAAGAGUACAACACCUCACAUCGAUCUGUGUAUAGUUCAUUUGGCCUCCAACUACUCAAUCCAUGUCUGAGUUUUUUUUUGAAAGCUUCCUAAUGUUUUAACUAAACCAUCACCUUUGUUAACAGGUCCUUUGUUCGAAUCAUUCUGAAGUUCUUGCAAUAAGUUAUACUCUUAGUAUUAGCUUUAUCCCUUGGUUUGAUACAAUAUUUGUAUGGUUCUACAAAUAGUCCCAAAUACAAAUCAUUGGUAUAAAUUAUGAUUAACCGUGGUUCAAUUAUUUGAUCAGUCGCCUUUCUCCAUUUUUGAAUGGCUAUUACUUAUCCCAACUCUCUAAUUCUCUGAUUUCCACAUUUUAAUUUGCUGUCCAUUUACUUGAAUUCACGUGCUCUAUCCUUUUUUAUGAGCCUUCUGAAUGUUACAUUAUCAAAUGUUCUUUGUUUCUUCCUUCUUGCAAGCCACUGAAAGGUAUUGAAGAAUCACAGUGCAGAUGCGUGAAAUCUGAAAUAAAAACAGUGCUGGAAAUAUUCAGCAGGUUAGGAAGUAUCUGUUGAGAGAGAGAGAGAGAGACAAUGUUAACCUUUUAAAAUGUUAAUUCUCUUUCUCUCUAUAAAGCUGUCUGAUUUGCUGAUACUUAAAUCUUUUAUGUAGUUUAAAUUUAUAAUUGCAAGAUAUAAUCAAAAAAAAGUAACAUCCUUCUGGUCUGCCCCUUCAAGUCAAAUGGAGUAAAAACUGCCAAUUCAAAACUAGUUUUCCUGUUGCUUCAGUCACUGAAUUAAAUUUGUUACUAAUUAUUAGGUGAGACUUGUCUCGAAUGUUUACUAAAUCCCUGAAAUGUUUAACUGUCCUUUUUUUUCCUUUUUCCUUUGUCCAUCCUAUUUGUAAAAAUAUUAUCAUUUUGAUGCUGCAACAGGUUGUACACUGGCCUUUCAUCUGUGGAAUCUUGACUUUUCGUCCAGCUGGACAGAUAGGAUGAAAGUUUCUCUUUCAAGUUGCACUGGAGUAAAUUUGUUUGGUAGCCUUGAGGCAAAUUUUGGUGGACAGGAGUCUGCAGUACAAAGCUUUACUGAAUUGGUUUUAAAUGCCACUCUUGCUAAGGACACAGGAUUGCUACCUAGGUAAAACAUGAAGUGCUCUUUUAAAGUUCAUGCCGAGACACAUUGUUCAGGUGGACGAGAAGGAAUGUUGUUCUCCAUUUAAUUAUGUGAUUUGGAAUGCUUGAUUUUAAUCUUGGUUAUGUAAAAGAGAUUUGCCUAAAAAUUGUAUUGUGUAUGACUGUUUAUUAGCACCACACGAUUGAAAUUUUGUUAUGUUUAAAUUGCAAACACGUAGAUAAACUCCACUAAUCGAAAUCCAGGCUUCAAUGUACUCUGGCACACAUAAAGCAUACAGAACACGUGGAGUGACAUCAUCCAUGGAACAAAGCUCGUUUGUAGUACUGGCAGCUGAAAUUGGGUCACAUUUUUUCCAUUUGGAAAAAUUAUUGCCUACUCUCAGGGAAAUGUUUAUUCAUUGUGCUCCAUGUAUUGCAACUUUGCUAUUUAAGAGGCUACUCACUCAUUUGUACUUUGUUUCAGUGAAGUGUGGAGGCUAUGGCAAGUUAUUAGACUGAUGGUGGAUGAGAUAUACAAUCGUUACUCCACAUGUUUCCUAUUUGACAUAAAUGAUUUUGUGGUGUUACUGCUGUGUUGGGUGUACAAGUUGGAGCUAUGGGACAGUCAAGCUGGACAGGACACCUACCUGGAAAUCCCAAGCAAGGAGGAAAAGAAGACCCUGUCCCCAAUGAAUGGUCAGGGAACCUCAUAUCUCUUUCACUUCUCUAAGAAAUGAUGCAGAGGCUCAGGUUUUCCACGUCAAUUGUGACAUGUCCGUGUCAACCUGAGAAUGGAGCUCCAUCCAUGCACCUGUGUAUGGACUACUCUCUCCACAAAUAUUAAGGUCAUUGUCAACUUGAAUUUCCGAGAUUCCAGACCAUUCUGGGUAGCAGCUGCUGAUUUACCCAUAUGUCCAUGUGUCCUAUAUACUAGAGCAUCAGAGAGGUCACAACAGUACUUGAGGUAAAGGAAGUUCUUGAAUUGCAAAAGCAUGCAGAUUUGUAGGAAUUAUAGCAUUCCUGAAGGUGUUGAGAGUGAUGAAGUCCACUUGCAUCAGAAUUUGUUAUAGCAUGGGUGGUGGUUCUCUAGAAUUUUCUGCGCCAGAGGGUUGUGUAGGCUAGAUUAUUGGAGCUAUUUAAUGAGAUAAAUUUUUGAAAGAUCGAAAAAUUGAGGACUAUGGGAACUGGCACAGCUGAGGCAUGGGGCAGAUCAGCCAUGUUGAUAGUGAGUGUCAGGGAAGACUUGAAAGAUCAGAUAGUUUACUAUUUUCAUGUGUGUCAAAUAAGGCUACACUUGGAAAGAAUGCAGCUCUGCAUGAGGGAUGAGGGCUACCACUCCCUGAUGCAACUCACUUUUUAUCAGGAGAAAACUUCUCAAGGUAAAUGCUAUGUAAAUGGGAAAGGGUCAAAGUCUCAGGGUAAUAGAUUUCGUCUUGAAAGUGGCAGUGGAUCUUUGGAAUUUUCUUCCCAAGGGGGCAUUGGGGGUUCAGUUGCAGAAUAUAUUCAAGACCAAGAUGGAUAGAUUUUUAGCUAUCAAGGAAUAUGAAGUUCAUGCAGCAGAGUGGUCCUGAAGUAGAGUUAGCUGUGAUCUUAUUGAAUGAUACGUCAGGGCCCAAAUGGUCUACUUCUUAUGCUCUUCGUGUCCUUCCUUGGACUCUAACUGGUGUCUAAGUAUAGCUUGGUGGAAGCUCAACGCCUUUUGCUAAUUGCUAUGGAAUUGCCAGAAGCUUCUGGAGAAAACUGCUUUGGUACUUGAUGCGAUUCCAGUGGCUAAACCCUUCUGGAUGCCCUGCAGUACCCUGGUUUUCAUAAAGUCUGAACCUAAUAAAAUUUGACCGUGCAUCUGCAAGAAAACUUGCUUAACCAUGCAACAACUCCAUUUUGUUAUUGAGGGCAGGAGUCCACUGAAAAAAAGUUACCACUGUGAUGUGUUUGUUCUUGAACAUGUACAA
Pristis pectinata (smalltooth sawfish) is the source of this 7954-nucleotide messenger RNA. Its product is annotated as protein-tyrosine sulfotransferase 2-like. The record is from RefSeq and is a predicted model, not a curated record. Gene Ontology annotation, molecular function: protein-tyrosine sulfotransferase activity. Gene Ontology annotation, biological process: peptidyl-tyrosine sulfation. The transcript is spliced from 8 exons. NCBI's taxonomy places the organism in Eukaryota, Metazoa, Chordata, Chondrichthyes, Rhinopristiformes, Pristidae. The coding region runs from base 728 to 1870 and encodes 380 amino acids. Gene Ontology annotation, cellular component: Golgi apparatus.